CUAACCUCAAAAAACGCCGAAACUUGAUGUUAAUGUUAGCUAGGUUAUAAAAACAACAGAAAGAUACAAUAAAAUUAUAUAUCUGGGUAAAUUAUUGAAUUCUGACAAUGGCGAUGCAAAAUCCGUCCGAUGUGGAUGCUGACCAAAUUAAAUCUUUUCGAGAGUUUUUGACUUCGUAUAAUAAACUCUCUGAAAUUUGUUUUAUUGACUGUAUAACUGAUUUCACAACAAGAGAUGUUAAAGCCAAAGAAGAGAAAUGUGCUCUUAAUUGUAUGGAAAAGUAUCUGAAAAUGAAUCAAAGAGUGUCGCAACGUUUUCAAGAAUUUCAGAUAACUGCUAACGAAAAUGCCAUAGCAGCUGCUAAACGACAGGGUCAGAUAAAGUAAUUUGUCACUACUAAUUGUAAGCAAAAUUUUUUGUCCUUUUCUUAAAAUUUUCUUUUAUACAAUAUAGUAAACAAAUCGUUACUUGAAUCUUUAUGUAAUAAAUUAAUUUAUCUCAUAUUUUGUAUGAACUUGGUUUCAUAAAUACUUUUUCAAUUUCGCAAAGUCUGAAACAAUACAAAAUGUUUUAAUGUUCUGUAU
This is a messenger RNA of Pseudomyrmex gracilis, 584 nucleotides long. It is a transcript of the gene Tim9a, whose product is annotated as mitochondrial import inner membrane translocase subunit Tim9. The transcript has 2 exons. Bases 108 to 386 code for a protein of 92 amino acids. NCBI's taxonomy places the organism in Eukaryota, Metazoa, Arthropoda, Insecta, Hymenoptera, Formicidae. The record is from RefSeq and is a predicted model, not a curated record.